Molecule: messenger RNA, 777 nt
Organism: Symbiodinium natans
Lineage: Eukaryota; Dinophyceae; Suessiales; Symbiodiniaceae
Source: the annotation of a GenBank genome assembly
AUGAAGCCCUACCCAGACGCCAGGGAGGAGCGCACAGUCAUGUGUGAGGCUCCUUCCGUGGGAGCGGCCCCAAAAGAAAUGCCACAUCAACCUUCCGCGCUCCGCGUCAACUACUUGGAUCUGCGCCCGCCCUCCUACAUCGGCUUCUUUCCUGCAAUGUGUGUCAGAUUGCGUGCCAGAUGGCUCCCGCUUCCUGGGCUCUGGCCGUGCAAGGCAAGUGUGGACGUCGUGGCUCUCAGGAAAAUUUGUGGCUGGCGUGUAGGGAACAGUUGUUGCUCAAAGGGCUUGGCUGCUCGGACGAAGAAGAGCUUUGCUUGCGGGACGUUCUGUUUUGCAGUGUGCAAGGCAAAGCAACCACGUCAGCCGCAUGAAGCCCUAGACGCCAGAGAGGAGCGCACAGUCAUGUGUGAGGCUCCUUCCGUGGGAGCGGCCCCAAAAGAAAUGCCACAUCAACCUUCCGCGCUCCGCGUCAACUACUUGGAUCUGCGCCCGCCCUCCUACAUCGGCUUCUUUCCUGCAAUGUGUGUCAGAUUGCGUGCCAGAUGGCUCCCGCUUCCUGGGCUCUGGCCGUGCAAGGCAAGUGUGGACGUCGUGGCUCUCAGGAAAAUUUGUGGCUGGCGUGUAGGGAACAGUUGUUGCUCAAAGGGCUUGGCUGCUCGGACGAAGAAGAGCUUUGCUUGCGGGACGUUCCGUUUUGCAGUGUGCAAGGCAAAGCAACCACGUCAGCCGCAUGAAGCCCUACCCAGACGCCAGAGAGGAGCGCACAGUCAUGUGUGA